AUGACCAGGGACUGGUUGUUUCUAUUAGCUGUCGUUUGCGUCACUGCUAGUGAUGCUUCGUGGGCUCAACUGAAAAUAAACACUCCAUCGUUAGGCACCAUUCAAGGUGAACUCAAUCCCAAUGUGGCAAAUGUUCGUCAAUUCAUUGGUAUUCCCUUUGCUCAACCGCCUAUUGGUAACCUUCGUUUUAAACCACCUGUUUCCACCCUUACCGUUGAUAACGCAUCAUCUACCAUCAUUUACAAUGCCACGGCAGCAGCACAUCAGGGUGGAUUUCCUCUGCUCGACUGCAUGCAGCUCUCUUUGUUGAAUUCCAGCGUGAUAUUGGGACAAGAAGAUUGUCUGUAUUUGGACAUUUUUCUGCCAUUGAACGUCAGCACCAUGUCCUUGUUACCUGUUAUUAUUUAUAUUUACGGUGGUGGUUUUCAAACAUCGGAUCCUCACGAUCCAAGUCACGUUAUUUCACUGUAUCAGAAUGUAAUAUAUGUUGCCAUUCGUUAUCGUGUCAACGUAUUUGGCUUUAUGGCGUCAACAUUGCUGUCGGCUAGUCGAUCAGGAGCAAUUCAAGCCUCAGGUCUGCAAGGUUUUGAAGACCAGCAAAUGGCAAUGAGAUGGGUUCGAGAUAAUAUUCAGUCAUUUGGUGGUGAUCCCAGACGCGUUACAUUGCAAGGCCAUUCGGCCGGUGCUAUUUCAGUUUGCCUUCAUUUGAUUGCACCCGCGUCUCAGGAUUUAUUUCAACGUGCCAUCAUCGAAAGUGGAGGCUGUGAUGUGACACAAUUGCCUUUGAACCAAAUGGAAGUAAUUGGAGAUGAGAUUUCGUCUUACUUUUGCAAUUCCUCAGCGGAUGUUAUCUCAUGUUUGCAAUCGAUUAACGCAUCCACUUUGCUUCAGUAUGCGCAAUCUAAAGAUUAUCUAAAUUUCUUUUCUCCAAAUGCCAUCCAUCCACCAAUCGACGGUCUCAUUAUUCCUGAUUCAAUAACGAAUCUAUUUCAGCAGAAUAAAUUUGCGACAAAUGUUUCUCUGUUAUCUGGAACAGUCAAUGCUGAAUUUGGCUUGUUUAUUGCAGGCGGCUUUGAGACAGGAUGGCAAAUAAGAAAUUUAAGUCAGACUAUAUUAUCUCAGUGGGUUCAGUUGUUUUCCAGAGGUCAAUCAGCAUACUUAAACUCUACCUACAAUCCAUAUGUCGCUCCGUACUUGCCACCGACACUAGUCAACUAUUUCGGUUUGACUGACGCGCUUUCAACGGGUAUAUUUCAGUGUCCUGUUCGUCGAACAGUCGCCCAUUUAGCCAGUAAUGGAACUGGAUCUGUGUAUUUGUACUCCUUUGAUUAUAUUCCACUGUCGUCUCCUUUCGCCGAUUUAUCACAGUCUGUUCACGGUCAAGAACUUCCAUUCGUAUUCAACACACCCAAUUCGUCCGCGUUGACACAAAUUAUAUUUCCGGUGAGCACAUUCACUGUCAAUGAACAACUGUUAGCGUCAACUAUGAGUUUACUUUGGACUCGAUUUGUCGUCAACGGGAAUCCAAAUGCGCCCCUUGAUGGAGAAGCAACAAAUCCAUUGAUAACUCAGUUAACUCAGCUUGGUGGCUGGCCGGCGUAUUCGGUGAAUGCCACAACUAAUCUUUCUUCUUACCUGAUAUUCGCAAAUACGGCAACGGGGAACAGUAGUGCCACCCUUCGUUUAUCAACGAACGGUACCAUUCCCCGACGUGUGCCGCAUGGGAUCAGGUUGUGA
This is a messenger RNA of Didymodactylos carnosus, 1737 nucleotides long. The record is from the annotation of a GenBank genome assembly. NCBI's taxonomy places the organism in Eukaryota, Metazoa, Rotifera, Eurotatoria, Philodinida, Philodinidae.